UUUGAAUAGAACAUAAAACGAAAUUAUAAUCUUUUCCAAAAAUAGAUAACUUUCAUCAAUAGUUUUUACCCAAACAGAAUAUCUUGUUUUACUGCCUUUUUGAUAUACUUUGUCAUGGAUACUGCUUUUGGUACAACCUUUACGAAAGAAAAGCUAAAAAGUACAGAGCAUGAAUGGUACAGACUAUUUUAACCAGGUAAUCAAGCAGAGUACAUUGUGUAAAAUGGAUGUAUGUUAUUUUUGGUUUAUGAAUGUUUUGACUGGUUUAAGCAUUUUACUAAAUCUUCACGAUAUCCAAAGUUUGAAAACGUCUGGUGUAUGCAAGCAGCACGACGGAUCGCAUCGAUGCUGCAGCAACUAUCGACAAGAAGGUCAACAUUGUAUCCCGUGUGUUGGAUCUUUUGGUAUCAACUGUUCAGGAAGAUGCGUUGACGCUUUCUAUGGCUUUGGAUGUCUGAGUCGCUGUAACUGCAGUGGAGACCAAAUCUGUGACCAUGUUGUCGGAUGUAAAGAAGACAAGACAAAGCAUGAUACAGAAUCUACAAGGAUAUAUAUCUUAAGCCUGUCGUCUGGAUUUAUAAUCUGCUUACUGGUUUUACUGGUCAUAGUUGCAAUGAAAAGAAAAAUGACACCAUCUCGACAUUACCAGCAAGAACUUGUUAAUACGGAGAGUACACCCGAAGAAUAUUCAUCUCCUGAGCAUCAGGGGUACUCGGAAAAUGAUUCAAGGCAAAUGUUAUCAAUUGUAAACCCAGAGCAUCGAUUUAAAGAGUCACAGAGCAGUAAAUCGAGAUCCGAGCACUACGAAUCCAUGAAGUCAAAACCUGUGUCAAAGGAAGUCAAAACUAUUUCUAUAUGAAGGUACUUAAAAUCACCCUAGAGAAAUAACGUUGUUCAUUUGUAAACGAUUCGAGGUCUACCUAAAGGGAAAGUAAAAGAGAGAGUAAAAAUGUUUUGCAUCUUUUAAAAACUGUCUUCAUAUGAUGUUGCUAAUAUGUGAUGAAAAAUAUGAUUAACUUUAUGAUCCUAAAACUAAAAUUAAUAUACAUGGAGGGAUUUCUU
Magallana angulata is the source of this 1062-nucleotide messenger RNA. RefSeq lists its product as uncharacterized. The transcript has 5 exons. Lineage: Eukaryota; Metazoa; Mollusca; Bivalvia; Ostreida; Ostreidae. The record is from RefSeq and is a predicted model, not a curated record. Gene Ontology annotation, molecular function: scavenger receptor activity. Bases 170 to 859 code for a protein of 229 amino acids.